Molecule: messenger RNA, 1314 nt
Organism: Scleropages formosus (Asian bonytongue)
Lineage: Eukaryota; Metazoa; Chordata; Actinopteri; Osteoglossiformes; Osteoglossidae
Gene: en2a
Product: engrailed homeobox 2a
Exons: 2
Coding region: 425-1258 (277 amino acids)
Biological process (GO): multicellular organism development; regulation of transcription by RNA polymerase II; neuron differentiation
Cellular component (GO): nucleus
Molecular function (GO): RNA polymerase II cis-regulatory region sequence-specific DNA binding; DNA-binding transcription factor activity, RNA polymerase II-specific
Source: RefSeq, a predicted model, not a curated record
GCGUCUUUAUUUACCCUUAGUUUUAGAAAGUGAAGCACCUUCAGUGGACUCACUCCGACACGGAUCAUGAUUAGCCGGCUCCCCAAAUGAUGUUAUUUAUAAAGCAAAGAGAAAAUUAACAUUAAGAUAAAAUAAAAGGACAGCCCAGUUGGAAUUAAAAGAACAAAAAUAUGGUUUUUCUUUGUGAACCCAACAGGAAAGGGGUAACCGGCGGUGUUUAAAAAGCGCAGUGAGAAAAAAAAAAACAAACAAACUGAAGGAUACUUUUUUUUCCAUAUUUACAACUGAUCAAUUUUAAGGAAGCAAAAAAACAAAAAAAAAAAGAAGGUGAAAAAGUGAAAACUUGAAUCUGGGAAUUUGCGCACUCGAGUGCGGGAGAGCAGCAAAGGGUUAAAAAAGGGAGAAAAUUGGAAAGUGUCUCAGUAUGGAAGAAAAUGAUCAGAGCAACAGAGAAGCGGAGCGUCCGGAGUCCGGGGAGCCGUCCGAGUCCAGAGCCGCGAUGCCCCCGCUGCAGGCACCGGAGAACCCGCAGCUGCCGCACCUCCCGCACCUCCCGCACCUCCCGCACCUCCCGCACCGCAUCACCAACUUUUUCAUCGACAACAUCUUGCGGCCGGACUUCGGGCGCAGAAAGGAGGGCGCCGUCGACGAGAGCGGCGUGGCCAGGAGGGAGAACCACAGCCCCACGGCCCCCGGACCCGGGCAGGUAGGAGGGACGGUAGCGGGGGAGGGGACCUCCAGCUCUCCCCCGGUCGCAGGGGCGAAGAAGGCGGACAUCGGCGCGGAGCAGCACGCCAAGCCCCGCGGUGGGACUGCGGAUCAGUGCCUGAGCUCGGACUCGGACAGCUCCCAGGCGAGCUCCACGCUGCCCUCGAAUCAGCCCAUGCUGUGGCCCGCCUGGGUGUACUGCACCCGUUACUCGGACAGGCCUUCUUCAGGACCACGAUCUCGCAAACCAAAGAAGAAAACGUCCAGCAAGGAGGACAAGCGUCCGAGGACGGCGUUCACGGCCGAGCAGCUGCAGCGCCUCAAGGCCGAGUUCCAGACGAACCGCUACCUGACCGAGCACCGCCGGCAGAGCCUGGCCCAGGAGCUGAGCCUCAACGAGUCCCAGAUCAAGAUCUGGUUCCAGAACAAGAGGGCCAAGAUCAAGAAGGCGAGCGGGGCCAAGAACACGCUGGCGCUGCACCUGAUGGCGCAGGGACUGUACAACCACUCGACGGUGACCACCAAGGAGGACAAAUCAGACAGCGACUGACAUCCAUCCCCCCCAAGAGCACCUGAACACUUGACACAAUGCAAUAAUCUCAGAAG